Messenger RNA from Lagopus muta (rock ptarmigan), 2122 nucleotides. RefSeq names its product serum amyloid A protein-like. Gene Ontology annotation, cellular component: extracellular region. NCBI's taxonomy places the organism in Eukaryota, Metazoa, Chordata, Aves, Galliformes, Phasianidae. The transcript has 4 exons. The record is from RefSeq and is a predicted model, not a curated record. The coding region runs from base 1672 to 2055 and encodes 127 amino acids.
GGUUUUGAAUUUCCCCUUCAUUAAAACAUUUGUUUCUGCAUUACUCUCCUUCCUAGCCUGCUGGGACUCCACUGAGCAACUGUGGAAGCAGGAUGGCUCGUGCUCCUUAAGAGGAGUCUGUGGGAGCAAGCAAAGGAAGAAUGAGCUUUCUCUGUGGCAGCAUGAGAAUGCACUGUUUUAAAGUGCUGCCAAGAAGGAUAUAGGAGCAUGCAGUGGAGUUAUGUUCUGUCAUCUCGGAUCCAUCUUGUCACCCCAACACCUAGCAGUUCCUGCAGCAUUUCUGGUAAUGCCAGUGACCAUUCCCUGUUGUGGUUUCAUGCAUUGGCUAGCUAAGGUCCACCGUGCUGCUCCCUUGUUCUGCAUCCUCAGAAAGACAGAAGAAACUAUGAAAAAAGCUCCUGGAUUGAGAAAAGGACAGAGAGCUCACUCGGCCACUGUCACAGGGAGAACAGACUCAGUGCAAGGGAGAUUAAUGUAAUUUAUUGCCUAUUGCUAGCAAACUAGAGCAGUGAGAACUAAAAAGCAAAUUAAAAUUGCCUUCCUACCUGCCUCCAACCCUCUUCUACCCUACUCCCUUUGAGCUGCACAGGGGAGCAGGGGCUGUGGACGAUCCAUAACGCUUUGUCUCUGCUGCUCCUCCGUGGUUGCUCUUUGCCCCUGCUCCAACAUGGGGUCCCUCCCACAGGAUGCCAUGCUUCCCAAACUGAUCCUGCGUUGGCCUCCCACGGGCUGCAGCUCUUCAAGCACUGCUCCAAAAUGGCUCAGUACCAUGGGGUGUGGGUCCCCUAAGGGAGCAGUUACCCCAGCCCUCCUGUCCCACCAUGGGCUCCUUUCCACACACUGCUGCUCCUGCAGGGUCUCUCCAUGCAGAGGCCUGCAGUAGAGCAGGAGGACAGCCUGCUCUACUGCAGGCCUCUCCUGGGCUGCAGGGAACUUUUGAUCUGUCCUGCACCUUCUGUCCUCCUCCUGCCCUGACUCUGGUGGCUGCAGGGCUGCUUCUCUCACGUUUCUCACUCUUCUCCCAGUUGAUUUUGUGCAGCUUUUUUUUCCCUUCAGUCUGCUCUCCCAGAGGUAUGCUCAGUGUCACUCAUGGUUCAGCUCUGCCCAGCAGCAAGUUCCUUUUGGAGCAGCUGGAGUUGGCUUUAAUCUGACAUGGGGCAGCUGCUCACAGAAGCCAUCCCUAUAGCCCCCUAAUACCAAAACCUGGCCAUACAAACCAAGCUUGUAUGCUCGUGCUAAGGCACAGACCCAAUCUUGUACUUCAAGAUGAAGGCAGAUGAUCAGGCAGCUUCUCCUCUGAGCUCACUCUAGCAUAAGAGCCAAAAAACUGAAGUCAGCCACAACAUUUCAAACACUUCAGUCUUUGUGGAAGUUUCUCAAUCUGCUUGCUAUGAGGAGCAAAUUUCCUGUGAAAACAAAGUACUGUACACUUUACAAAAAAUUGUGUAACAGAUUCAUGAACUUUUAGACAGGACAAGGGCAAUUCUGUGUUGAAAGUGGGCUGGUACUGGGAAAUUCCCAGCCCUGGGUGUCCUUUUCAAUUUCCUCUUUUCUGGGCUUUAAAUCCCUUAUAAAUACCCUUUCUGAAAGCAGACAAGACGGGCUUCACUUCACCUGGCCUCCUGGCUUUGCCUUUCUGCAGUGCUCUGUGUCAGGUUUGGGCAGGGAACCAUGAGGCUCUGUAUCUUCUUCGUGUUGCUCUCCAUUGUUCUAUAUGCAAGUGCUGACAACCCAUUCUCCAGGGGUUUCAAGUUUAUAAAGGAUGCAGCUGGAGGCACACAGGAUAUGUGGAGAGCAUACCGGGACAUGCGUGAUGCAAACUACAUUGGUGCUGACAAGUAUUUCCACGCUCGUGGCAAUUACGAUGCUGCCCGGCGAGGACCCGGUGGUGCUUGGGCAGCCAAAACGAUCAGCGAUGCCCGGGAGCUCUGGCAGAGCGGUAUAAGCGGCAGAGGCGCGGAGGACACCCGGCUCGACCAAGAGGCCAACGCAUGGGGCAGAAGAGGCGGUGAUCCCAACCGCUACAGGCCCGCAGGCCUUCCCAAGAAAUAUUGAACUUGCUCCGUUCCCCUGUUCCCCCUCCCUCGUGCAGACCAAUAAAGAAGCUGCUGCGUUUCCAGGA